GGAGCUGCACCAAUGUUUCAUGGUUUUAUGAAUCAUAUGGAUUCUGCAGCAUGAUAUCGUGUACCACUGGCUUUUCCUCAUAUAAUGAACCGACUCAAUACAAGGUGUCAAUCUGUCAGACCAUUCUCUUAUGAGCAUAUUUGGCCUAUCAGAGAGGAUGUUGUUGACAGAUCGCCAUGACCACUGGAUUCGCCAAAAUACUUGCAAUUAGUGGCGCCUCUAUCACUACAAAAUGAAGAUGAAGAGGUCUAUAGAUAAACAAAUACUACUUCGCUUGAUCUAAAGGCAUAGGCCAACCUAGCUGCCUGUGUAUAUGCUAAAUCCCCUUACCACAGCAAUAAAUUGUUGCGUAGCCAGGUAACAUCAGUAUCAUAAACAGUGCUUUCUUACAUCUAGGGUUCCUUCCAACCCUCCGCAUACUUAUAAACAUCAAUUUCGCUACCUAUAACAUGGAAACAAGUACUUCUCUGUUUCACAUUGAGGCUAUAUCAAGGCAUGGCUGAACUAAAUGAAAACGAGGAGCAAAUCGCGGAGUUCAAGGAGGCCUUCUCUCUCUUCGACCACAAUGGCGACGGGCGAAUCUCCACGACUGAUCUUGGUAUCGUGAUGGGGGCCCUGGGCCUCAACCCGACAGACGCUGAACUACAGGAGAUUAUCAGCGAGGUGGAUGUUAGUGGGAGUGGUUUCAUCGAACUGUCGGACUUCUUGUCCAUGAUGUCACGUAACCUUCUCGAGGACGAAUCGGUUGAGGAACUGACCAAUGCCUUCCGAGUGCUGGACAAGGACGGCAAUGGUUACAUCAGCGCGGCCGAGCUCAGGCACGUGUUGUCCGGUCUUCAGGAGAAGAUUACAGACGAUGAGGUCAACAAGAUUAUCCGGGAAGCUGAUCUUGAUGGGGACGGACAGAUAGAUUACGCAGAGUUUAUCAACUCCUUCAAGGAGAUGGUCGAGUAGGUUAUUGAUGCCGACAGGAGAGAUGAUCGAAUGAAGAAAACAAGUCAGUGACGUGGAUCCACUUUGUACUCAGCUGGUGGGAGACAUCAUCAGUCUACUUCGGUUCGUGACAUCUAAUGCUUGUUCGAAUGCAUAGCGCAUUCGUUACAAAGAUAGACUGUGAGUGAACACGUUUCGUGUUCGGGCCGAAUAGGGAAUGUUAUAAUCCGGCCUGAGUGCGGACAAGGAAAUAACACUUUGUAAUGAGUAAUCAAAGUGCAUUUCUCUGGAACAACCUGUGAUGUUGGUUUGAUAUACUGCAUGUAAUGGAGGACACCAUGCCAGGCUAGGCAUUACAGACAAAUACAAAACAAACAUUGUUUUAAAGAUAC
Molecule: messenger RNA, 1325 nt
Organism: Lineus longissimus
Lineage: Eukaryota; Metazoa; Nemertea; Pilidiophora; Heteronemertea; Lineidae
Product: calmodulin-A-like
Exons: 5
Coding region: 496-954 (152 amino acids)
Molecular function (GO): enzyme regulator activity; calcium ion binding
Source: RefSeq, a predicted model, not a curated record